Molecule: messenger RNA, 192 nt
Organism: Sordaria macrospora k-hell
Lineage: Eukaryota; Fungi; Ascomycota; Sordariomycetes; Sordariales; Sordariaceae
Source: RefSeq, a predicted model, not a curated record
AUGCCCUCCAUCACCCCAUCAUCCGGAAAGGCUCAGCCCUGGAAGGAAGGGUGGAUCGCUCGCAACUCUCAGGGUGUCAAGAAGCAACCGCCUAAAGGUACGACCCAUGGCACCGACAAGGGUCACCAUAUCGUCCAGGGAGGCUUCACUAGUGGCGUCGCCAUCAAGAUGACCCCCGACAAGGCUCAGUGA